Molecule: messenger RNA, 846 nt
Organism: Prosopis cineraria
Lineage: Eukaryota; Viridiplantae; Streptophyta; Magnoliopsida; Fabales; Fabaceae
Product: toll/interleukin-1 receptor-like protein
Exons: 2
Coding region: 192-698 (168 amino acids)
Biological process (GO): signal transduction
Source: RefSeq, a predicted model, not a curated record
AAUGAAGGGGGAAUAUGAGAAAUCAGAAAAGAGAUGGUUGGCAGGAAUUUCAACUCCUCAUUGACUUGAGUCCAUCCUUUGAAUGUUAGACCUAACAGUGGAUAGCUAUCCACGUUAGCGUCCCGAUCCUCUUCCUCUUGCAAAAGAAAGCUCGUUUGAAGUGUUUCAUUUCCUCUUACCUCAUCCUUUCCAUGGCUUCUUCGUCUUCUACGUCUUCCUCCAAACGGCCAAAACGGAUUUACGACGUCGUCUUGAGUUUCAGAGGCGAAGACAUUCGUAACAGUUUCGCUUCGCAUCUUUAUGCCGCUCUAAGACAGGCCGGGAUCCAUGCUUUCAUGGACGAUAAGGAGCUUGAAAGAGGAGAAGAGAUCUCUCGCUCAUUACUGCAAGCAAUCGAAGGAUCACAAAUUGCGCUCGUGAUUUUAUCUCCGAAUUACGCAUCUUCUAGAUGGUGUCUGAAUGAGUUGGUGAAAAUAAUGGAAUGUCAAAAAACCCAAGGUCAGCGGGUUAUGCCCGUAUUCCAUGGCGUCGAUCCGUCAGACGUUCGUCAUCAGAGAGGCUCAUAUGGUGAGGCGAUAGAAAAACACGAGCAUAAGUUGGGAAGGGGAGCGAUCGGGUGUCGCAGUGGCGGAAGGCACUCGAAGCGGUUGCGAAUACUUCCGGCUUCGAUUCAGCUUUUCGGGAUGAAGCUUAUGUAAUUAAAGGGAUUGUCGAUGAUGUUCUUGUAGAAUUAAACACUGGAGAUUUGAUUAUUGCUGACCAUCCAGUAGGAAUAGAAUCACGGCUUCAUGACUUGACUAUUGAAUGGUCAAAAAAGAGGUCACGAAAAGUUCUUAUCAUAGGCCU